AUGGCGUUGAAGGACAUACUCGGCCGCAAAGCCCCACCGCCCGACACCAGGAGCCACAGCAGCAGCGAGAAGCCCGCCUACGAGCAGGAGAAGAACUACGACGCCGAAGCCGCUGCCGCCAGAGGAAUCACCGCGCCCACCGAGGAUGCCGACUCGGACGCGAGCAUCACCAUCGGCAGGCAGAUUGAACUCGAGGCCAACAACGCCAUCAAAUACCGUACUUGCAGCUGGCAGAAGACGGCCGCUCUCUUGUUCUCCGAGUACAUUUGCCUGGCCAUCAUGUCCUUUCCCUGGUCGUACUCCAUCCUUGGCCUUGUACCUGGCCUGAUUUUGACAUUCGUUAUUGCCGGCCUUGUCCUGUAUACGUCUUUGACGACAUGGGAGUUCUGCAUGCGCCACCCCCAGAUCCGAGAUGUCUGUGACAUUGGCCAGAUGCUUUUUUGGAAAAAGAAAUGGGCCUUCUAUGCCACUGCAGUCAUGUUUGUUCUAAACAACGUCUUCAUCAUGGGCUUGCACUGUCUUGUAGGUGCCAAGUGGUGGAAUACCAUCACUGGACACGCCACAUGCACUAUUGUCUUCGCAGCCAUCACUGCCAUUGUUUCGUUUGUGGCCUCCCUUCCACGCACUUUCAAUACACUUGCCACCCUCGCAAGUGCCUCCGCCUUGUUCACCUUCGUCUCCGUCAUCCUCGCGGCGGCCUUUUCUGGAGUCGACGGAAAGCCUGCAGGCUACCCAAGCAAGGGCGAGGUUGAGGUCCACGCUGUACCUCCGCCCGGCACAACCUUCGUCCUUGGAAUGAGCGCAUUCAUGAACAUCUCCUACACCUUCAUUGGCCAAAUCACUCUCCCCAGCUUCAUCGCUGAGAUGAGGAAUCCCCGGGAUUUCCCAAAGGCGCUUUGGGCUGUCACCAUCUGCGAGGUCGUUGUCUUCAGCCUCGUGGGCGGUGUUGUUUACGGAUACACGGGCACCAACUACAUGACGUCGCCGGCUUUUGGAUCAAUUUCCAACGAGGUCUACAAGAAGGUGUCAUUCACGUUCAUGGUACCCACCAUCAUCUUCCUUGGUGUCUUGUACGCCUCUGUCACUGCACGCUUUGUACUGUUCCGCAUCUUCGGGCCUACCUCACGACACAGGACUGGCCAUACCGUGGCUGGGUGGCUCACCUGGGGUGCAAUCCUGGCAGCCCUUUGGGUUUUAGCUUUCAUUAUUGCCGAGGUCAUUCCAUUCUUCUCCGACCUGCUCUCGCUGAUGAGUUCGCUCUUUGACUCGUUCUUCGGCUUCAUUUUCUGGGGCGCUGCAUACUUUCAACUUCGCUCGGAAAAGUAUGGGCCAAGUUUCUGGAAGACGCGUGGUUUCCGCGGGUAUUUCGGCUUCUUCUUCAACGUCGCACUGUGCCUUAUCGGCCUGCUGUUCCUCACGGCGGGAACGUACGCAACUGUACAGUCCAUUAUUGACGGAUACAAAGCUGAUGGAUUCGGUGGACCAUUUACGUGCGCCGAUAAUGGCUUGUAG
This is a messenger RNA of Exserohilum turcica Et28A, 1512 nucleotides long. RefSeq lists its product as uncharacterized. Gene Ontology annotation, biological process: amino acid transmembrane transport. Gene Ontology annotation, molecular function: amino acid transmembrane transporter activity. Gene Ontology annotation, cellular component: vacuolar membrane. The record is from RefSeq and is a predicted model, not a curated record. The transcript is spliced from 3 exons. NCBI's taxonomy places the organism in Eukaryota, Fungi, Ascomycota, Dothideomycetes, Pleosporales, Pleosporaceae. The coding region runs from base 1 to 1512 and encodes 503 amino acids.